AUGAAAAGGAAAGAAUUUGGUUUCAUAGGACUACAAUGGCAACAGACUUUGAACAUUCUCAAGGACACAACAUCAGCCAUUGUUUUCAUGCAUAACUUUGAACCCCAGUUCAUUUAUGCAGACCUCAAACCAGGAAAUAUUUUACUUGAUGAGGGCGGAAAAGUGAAGAUAGGUGACUUUGGCUCGGCCAUGCCAAAUGGUAGAAACAUACCUACAACUACUCCUGGAUAUUCAGCACCAGAGAUCACAGUGCAUGCAAGUGCAGAUGUAUACAGCUUGGGCAUCUUGAUGUUGCAGCUUAUCAUGAAAGUUGAAGAAGUGACCUUUACAGGAGCUAAGAAAAGAGAGAGAUUUAAUCAUGUGUGCAAAGGAGAAGCAACGCAUUAA
Molecule: messenger RNA, 387 nt
Organism: Quercus robur (English oak)
Lineage: Eukaryota; Viridiplantae; Streptophyta; Magnoliopsida; Fagales; Fagaceae
Product: probable serine/threonine-protein kinase PBL17
Exons: 3
Coding region: 1-387 (128 amino acids)
Biological process (GO): protein phosphorylation
Cellular component (GO): plasma membrane
Molecular function (GO): protein kinase activity; ATP binding
Source: RefSeq, a predicted model, not a curated record